UUCAGUCCAAAACCUACUGUGGAAACGCCAACCUUUUUCACUGCAAGGAAGGACUUUCAAUUUAAAACUUUCCAAGAUGAGAAUUACAUUCCGCAAAGCUGGCACGGCUGUGUUGCUCCUGGUUGCUCUGCUGUGUCUGGUGUUUAUGUUCUUUAAUGGGACGGACACCCACAAGCUGUUAAGGGAGGUGGGGAGGUCUUCUCCUGGCGCAGAGCGGCCCUUUGAGAGCCAACACCCUUCCUUGGUGGGACAGCUAAUGCCCGUGUGCAAGGAGAAUGCCUCUGCAGCCAACAUCUCAGGGUUCUCCGCGCUUCCCCAACACAUCCAAGACUUUCUCCGGUAUCGGCACUGCAGGAAGUUUCCUCUUAUGCUGGACAUCCCUGAGAAGUGCGGCAAGACAGCCCAAGAUUCGGCUGAUAUCUUCCUGCUGCUAGUGAUCAAGAGCUCCCCUCCAAACUACGACAGGAGGGAGGUCAUCCGCAAGACCUGGGGUGUGGAGCGGAGGGAAAAUGGGGUCUGGAUUCGGCGGAUCUUUAUUUCGGGAAACACAGAAAACCCCAAGGAUGCUCGCCGGAUGAACCGUCUCCUGGAGCUGGAGCACAGGGAGCACCGUGACAUCCUGCAAUGGGACUUCAAGGACACGUUCUACAACCUCACCCUCAAGCAGCUGCUGUUCCUGGAGUGGAUGGAGGUGAGGUGCCCACACGUCUGCUUCCUCCUCAACGGGGAUGACGAUAUCUUCGCCAACACAGACAAUGUGGUGGAGUACCUGCAAAGCCAGGAGGGCAACAAUGGGAGCAAGCAUCUCUUUGUAGGGCACCUGAUCCAGUGGGUGGGUCCAAUCAGGGAUGCCGGAAGUAAAUAUUACAUACCGGUUCAAGUGGAAGAGUCCAACUCCUACCCUCCUUAUUGUGGCGGGGGUGGGUUUCUACUGUCGGGAUUCACUGCCAGGACCAUCUACAAGAUGUCCUUCAAUAUCACCUUGCUGCCCAUUGACGACGUCUACAUGGGCAUGUGCCUGAAACAAGCAGGACUGGAACCCGCGUCACACAUGGGAGUCAGGACUGCAGGGCUGCACGUUCCCUCCAAGCAAAUAGACCCUUACAACCCUUGCUUUUACCGUGAGAUUCUGUUAGUGCACCGUUUUCUGCCUUACGAGAUCCUAAUCACGUGGCAUGACAUCCACGACCCCCAACUCAACUGUAACAUUGGCCUCUAGGUGGCAGGCAGACCAUGGCAUUGGUGACUGUGUUGCACUGAAGCAUCAAUAGCCUUUCCUUAUGGCAUAUUGCUUUAACCUAAAGUAUUAGGUUAAGCUAUAUUGGCUCUUUCAGUCCAUUCCAUUGCACUCUAUUCCAACGAGGGCCUUAAUUAAAUAAUUGAUCUUGGUGUAAUUAUUAUUUAGGGGCAAAAGAAAAAAAAAAAGAAAAAAUCACUCUUAAAAAACCAUAGCAAAAUGAUUACCAGAUCACAGUAAUGAAUUUAGAGCAAGUAUUGCAUAGCAGUCCUGAUGCUAUACCAUUGUUCAUUGGUUCAUAUUACUGUUGCCAUACCAUUGGUAUGUUACCGCUGUCGUCAAUGGCUCGUCCAAUUGUAGCUUCCUUAGUGCUUGUUAUUACAGAACCAUUGCAUUGCCAUUGAAGAUCCUUUCUUAAUGAUUGGCUACAGUAGGCGGGAUGACUUCACGUCAUCUAAGCACUGACAACAAAACAACUUCAUGAUCACGUGCGAGAACAAAUGGAGUUUCCAAAUGUACCACAGAGCAGAGCAUUGGGCUGCCAUGGCUAAGCAGUUUGACAUCACUAGCUUAAGGAACUCUCAGUUUGCAGGCCUUGCUUUCGAAUUUUCCACUUUCAGGGUGAUUUUCAGGCUCUGUCGCUAACCAAUCAGCUGCUUCCCCUGUUGACUGACACGCUUUCCAACCAGAAAGAUACUUUGAGCCCACAGACACUACUUGAAACGCCCUGGGCAGUGCAAGGGUAACAGAUUUAGACGGGAGAGCUGACAACUGGCUUUUACAGAGUGUGGUGCCAGAUGUCAUGUAUUUACAUUUGAAAAUGAAAACGCAUGUUUUCUGGAAAUGUUUUAUGAACUUAUUUUGUUCAGCACCUGUAACGGGGAAAUUAAAAGUGUAGGGUCCCAAACAGUUUUGAGAAAGUCUAAA
Polyodon spathula (Mississippi paddlefish) is the source of this 2164-nucleotide messenger RNA. Its product is annotated as N-acetyllactosaminide beta-1,3-N-acetylglucosaminyltransferase 3-like. The coding region runs from base 77 to 1219 and encodes 380 amino acids. Gene Ontology annotation, molecular function: hexosyltransferase activity. Gene Ontology annotation, cellular component: membrane. The record is from RefSeq and is a predicted model, not a curated record. NCBI's taxonomy places the organism in Eukaryota, Metazoa, Chordata, Actinopteri, Acipenseriformes, Polyodontidae. The transcript has 2 exons.